GCGAGCCAUGACUCUUCUCACACUCACUUCAUUCUCUUCAUCCACUUGGCUCGAUCUCAAGCCUCCUCUCUUCCCACCUCCACCACCGCCCACUACUUUCCUCUCCUCCCUCUCCACCCUUAAACCCCACUCCCAAAAGAAGAAGAGGAUUUGGAACAAAACGUGUAGAGCAGAGUUUGCCCAUGACGCACCAUUCGCUGCCGCAAUCGGUGCUUGUAUGCUCAGCUUGCUGGUUUUUCCGGUCACCGGUAAAGCUCCGGACAGUGAUGGUGAUUUGGCUAAUAUGAGGUUCUCGGUUAUGGGGAUCAUUAGCUUUAUCCCUUACUUCAAUUGGCUGUGUUGGGUGUUUGCGUGGCUGGAUAGUGGGAACUGGCGUUAUGCAGUGGUAUACUUGGCUCCAUACCUAAGGUCAAUCUUGUCACUGUCGCCUGAGGAGAACUGGCUGCCUAUUGUCAGCAUUGUAUUAUGCAUAAUUCACAUUCAGCUGGAAGCAAGCAUAAACAAUGGAGAUAUUCAGGGCUUUCAAUUAUUUAGCAAGGCUGCAAACCACCUUGCAUCAAUGGCUAGAAAGAAAGACCAUUCAAAGGGGCAUGAAGGAAUUUCUGAGGAGGGGAGAAAAGCAAAGAACAUUAAUUUGCCGUUUGCUGACGAACAAUCAAGAAAUGAGAUUCGGAGGUGGAGCGUUCUCAAAAAACCAUCAGAGGAUCGUGAACCCUCAAAUGAAGAUUGGUUAGAUGAUGAGAAAAAUCACUAGCAAGUCAGCAACUAAGCAUUAGAUAUGAAUUUUGAUUGACGAUAAUGCAAGCUUGGAGAGAGAGAGAGAGAGAGUAAUUCCUUCUAAGUAGACAACCCGAGUAGGGUUAAGAGCGCUGCAUGGUUUCAUCCUCAGAAUGCAUUUUGUAUUCUACAUCUUCAUUGUUUAUUUACUGAGAUUUAUAUAUUUCGAUAUUAUGCUAUAAUGACAUUUUACUGGUUGAAUUUUGAAGCAAACAUUGUACAAAAUAGGAUGAAUGUGAUCCUGACUGGUCUUGAUGACAGCUUCUUGCUUAUUAUUAUUGAGAGAAAAUAUUCAAGUAAUUCAUUGUCAAACACUUGAACUUCAUAAGAUCUUCAGGUAAUCCAUUGCCAAAUCUUGGGAUUCCAACCCAAGAUUUAUUCAAAUCCUUCAUUCAAACAGUAACAUUAGGCCACAACCAAAAAUCGCCAUCACCAGCUGUGGCCUACACCGCCCAAUGCAAUUACUCCCAGUUCUCCAUUGUAGCAAGAUCUGAAGACAUAAAUUUAGUAUAUGGGUAAUGCUACUGUUUACACCCAUUGCACACCAACUGACAAG
Messenger RNA from Corylus avellana, 1333 nucleotides. RefSeq lists its product as uncharacterized. The record is from RefSeq and is a predicted model, not a curated record. Lineage: Eukaryota; Viridiplantae; Streptophyta; Magnoliopsida; Fagales; Betulaceae.